CUAGAACCAUGCGCACGCGUGAUCUUUGCUCUGAUAGACUUUACCGACGGUGAAAGUGUCUGUCGACGCACCUUUAUGUGUCCCACCUACAGCAUACAGCUUUGACAGUGUCUCCCUCAAUAUCUAGCUCGUCCCAAUCGGCAAAGGCAGAAAAGACCUACGUGCCCAGUAAUAGAUAGCUAUGGUUGACUACGAACGCCGUCAUCACGGGCCUAAGGGUGGUCGCAAAAGGCGCUAUAGAGAAGACGAUGACUAUGAUCGACGCCAGAGGCGCAGAUAUGAAGAACCUUUGGUUGCGAAGGUCCGAAGACAGCUAUUAACCAUUGCUGAAUCUGCCGCCAGAAGAGCCGAAGACGAUGUUGUGAAUAUUGCAAAAAGCGUCGCCGAGAAUUAUGAGGAUGAGGAGCUGAGACAGACCUUUGUUGAUAUUUCAGUUGACCUUGUCCUCGAGCAGCCCCUGAAAAUCCCCUUUAUCGCAGCGACGGUCUUGUCUGCCAAUGUCUACAGAUCGGAGCUUGUGUCCCAUGUCCUUACAAAAGCGAGCGAAUACUUGCAGCACUACAUCAACAACGGGGCGUGGCGUGAAGUAAAGCUUCUUCUCCGGUUUCUUGGAUGCCUACAGAUAUUAUAUGAAGGAGACGGCAUCUUUCCAAUCCUGGAAGAGCUUUUUGAGCGGGCCGUUGUUCUGCAGACAGCCUCUUCUGAAGAUUUGCUAGGACUGGAACUCGUGAAGAUAAUUCUCUUCACCAUUCCGUAUAUAAUGGCUUCUCCCAUAACAGGUUUUGAGGCUCGGGCAAAUGCCCUUCUUGAAAAGACCGACAUCAUUGCAUCGACCCCGCAUGCGUUGGUGGAUUUGGUUAAUCCGUUUAGCCCAGAAUAUGACACUCCAUCUGCAGCACAAAGCGUUAUUAGCCUUCUUCAAAGUCAACUCCAGCAGGAAGCCAGCCGGAAUUGGGAACUCUCAUGUCUUCCUCGACCGUGGAAAGGUGGACGCGACAAUGAAGAAGAGCAGAAACCCUUGGAUUCCGGCGCAAAGCAUGCAUUCCCUCAAAUAACUGUGCCCGACCCUGUACGAAAUGGAUCCAGAGCGAUUUUCCCUGAAGUUUAUAUGUCCGUGUAUUCCAACGAAGAGGUGGAAACUGUCCCUCCAACGUCAGAUAUUGCGUCAUCUCUGCUGCGGGACGCUCUUGUUGACACGAUCAACAUCCUUGACUUCAACCGUAUUGCCACUGCCAAGUAUCUCAUUGACAUUGACUGUUACUUUGCACCGCAUAUUUUCGUGAAGCGUGCAACGCCCUUUGACAGAUUACGCGAUAUCUCUGGGGACCGCCCGACGUGGAAGCCCGAAGACGUGGCCGUGGAUGCAGUUUUCUCCCAGUUAUUCCAACUUCCUUCCCCGCAGCACAAGCUUGUGUACUACCACUCAGUUCUCACAGAGUGCUGUAAGAUUGCACCGGCUGCUAUCGCUCCGAGCUUGGGGCGUGCGAUUCGUUUUCUCUAUCGCAGCUUGGAAACGAUUGAUCUGGAUUUAAGCCAUCGGUUCUUGGAUUGGUUUGCUCAUCAUCUAAGCAAUUUCGGGUUCACAUGGAAAUGGAGUGAAUGGAUCGAUGACCUUGAACUUUCCUCAGUUCACCCAAGGAUGGCCUUUAUAAUCGGCGCGCUGGACAAAGAGAUCAGGUUAAGCUUUGCCCAGCGUAUUAGAGGAACACUUCCAGACCCUUAUCAAGACUUGAUUACAGAAGGCAAGGAGAAAGAUACUCCCGACUUCAAAUACUCAUUAGACACCACACCCUAUGCCAACGAAGGCACAGAAAUUAUGCAGCUCAUCCGUAAGAAAGCAACUGAUGAUGAUAUUCUGCCAAUAAUCAAUGCUAUUGAAGAGCAAGCUAGGGCGAUGGGGGUUGAGGACCCUAUGCUACCUUCAACAGACGUGUUCGUCACAGCGAUUUGCUUCGUUGGGUCAAAAUCACUUUCUCACGUACUAUCUUGCAUUGAGCGAAACAAGGAACGACUUUUAGCCAUUGGCCCCAAGUCCACUCGUGCACGUCGCCAGAUUAUAACCUCUGUCAUGGAAUAUUGGACCGAUCAGCCAGGAAUCGGCAUCAAUAUCAUUGACAAGUUACUAAAUUACACUAUCCUGACACCGCUAUCCGUCAUUGAAUGGGCACUGGUAGACAAGCUCGAAGCCGGGACGAUUUUGGCGAGAACACAUGUUUUUGAGAUGGUAUCAGCCACUGUGGGAAAGGUCACCAACCGUCUGCGCCAAAUCGUUGCUGCACGGACGCAGCCGGGUCUGUAUGAGCCACAGCUGAGUGUUCUAGAUGAAACCUUAAACCGUGAGAAGACAGAUAUGCAGGCGCUCUUCAAGGUAAUUGAAGAUUCAAUUGUGUCAGUCGCCGAAGGCAACAACGAUGAAUUGAUGGAAAGGGGUGAUGGAAGUGGUGAGCUACCAGAGGACGAUAUCAUCAGACAAUGGGGAUGCCGGUGGCUGAGAGCGUUCAGGCGAAAGGCCGGCGUUGAGGAAUCAUUCAUUUCUGAAGCCAUGGCCACUGCAACUCCUAUCGGAACAAUGGCACCUCCGCCCCAGGAAGAAACCACGGCUAUGGAUGGUCCAGCAGAUGGAGAUCUAGACGUCGCGGAUGCAGAUGGGGCGGUGGAUGUCUCAUGAAUUUUAUCUGGGGGUCAUUGGGAGGCUUCGCAUAUUUAGCCUCUUCUGUCGGCAUUCUUUCUUGUCUUGGACAUUCUCCUAAACGAAGGGUAGCUGCAUACUUGUUUAUUAUAUAUGCUUUCCUUGUUUUAUUCUUUUUUCAUUUCGUUUUUCUCUCCUUCCAUUCUUUUUUCAAAUAAUGGAUGAAAAGAAAAGGAGAAGAAGAAAAGGCCAUCUUAGACUGUAGUUCAGGACUGGUUCGAUUACUCACCAGCUGGCAUUAGGAAUCUCGAAAGAUCUUUAAUUUGGCAAAAGUCACUACCAUAUCUCAAUAAACCCACUGCAUGGGUUGGGCAUUGUUAACACUAGAUGUUGAAAGUGCAGCAUAUAAAAACAAACUGUGAGUAUAACUGGGUUCCAUUCUUAAUAUGUAUACUUUAAUCUUGACCAAAACAUAUAAUAAUAAAUCACUAUUCAAUCUCAUAGGUGUAUACCUAUUGACGCUAUAUAUGACCGUACACUUAGUAUUCUGGUAAAAAAAUCAAGGUAGUGCAAUUAAAAUUUGG
Messenger RNA from Aspergillus pseudotamarii, 3213 nucleotides. Its product is annotated as NCBP1 family protein. Gene Ontology annotation, molecular function: RNA cap binding; mRNA binding. Gene Ontology annotation, cellular component: nucleus; nuclear cap binding complex. Bases 182 to 2668 code for a protein of 828 amino acids. Gene Ontology annotation, biological process: mRNA export from nucleus; nuclear-transcribed mRNA catabolic process, nonsense-mediated decay. NCBI's taxonomy places the organism in Eukaryota, Fungi, Ascomycota, Eurotiomycetes, Eurotiales, Aspergillaceae. The record is from RefSeq and is a predicted model, not a curated record. The transcript has 7 exons.